Athene cunicularia (burrowing owl) is the source of this 5281-nucleotide messenger RNA. It is a transcript of the gene CUL5, whose product is annotated as cullin 5. The record is from RefSeq and is a predicted model, not a curated record. Gene Ontology annotation, biological process: SCF-dependent proteasomal ubiquitin-dependent protein catabolic process; protein ubiquitination. The transcript is spliced from 19 exons. Gene Ontology annotation, cellular component: SCF ubiquitin ligase complex; Cul5-RING ubiquitin ligase complex. Gene Ontology annotation, molecular function: ubiquitin protein ligase binding. The coding region runs from base 17 to 2557 and encodes 846 amino acids. Lineage: Eukaryota; Metazoa; Chordata; Aves; Strigiformes; Strigidae.
UUGCUCUUGUAGUCAGAUGUUUUCAAGCACUUUCCCGGCGUUUGAUGACAGAUGUCAGCCACCCGAAGCUGCUGCAGAUUUGAACAGAAGUUUUCAGUAUGACAGUCCAGUAUUUGAGCUCAGGACUGCCUGUCCUGAUAUUUGUGGCAUGUGUGGAGAAGGACUCUCUGUGGCCUUUGAGGCCGUGCCAGCACAUGGAAGACGGGCCUACUUUACACAACUGUUACUGAUUGCUCCAAAUAAAGGUUCACUUCAGUUUGAAGACAAAUGGGAUUUCAUGCGCCCUAUCGUUCUGAAACUUCUUCGUCAGGAGUCUGUCACAAAACAGCAAUGGUUUGAUCUGUUUUCAGAUGUACAUGCAGUUUGUUUGUGGGAUGAUAAAGGUCCAGCAAAAAUCCAUCAGGCUCUGAAGGAAGACAUCCUUGAUUUUAUUAAACAGGCACAAGCAAGAGUGCUGAGUCAUCAAGAUGAUACAGCUUUACUAAAAGCAUAUAUAGUGGAGUGGCGAAAGUUUUUCACACAGUGUGAUAUUUUGCCCAAGCCAUUUUGUCAGUUAGAGAUUACUUUAAUGGGCAAGCAGGGCAGCAACAAGAAGUCUAAUGUAGAAGAUAGUAUUGUUCGAAAGCUCAUGCUAGAUACGUGGAAUGAAUCCAUAUUUUCAAAUAUAAAAAAUAGACUUCAGGACAGUGCAAUGAAGCUAGUUCAUGCUGAAAGACUAGGAGAAGCUUUUGACUCUCAGCUUGUUAUUGGAGUUCGAGAAUCAUAUGUUAAUCUUUGUUCUAAUCCUGAAGAUAAACUUCAGAUAUAUCGGGAUAACUUUGAAAAGGCAUAUUUGGAUUCAACAGAGAGAUUUUAUAGAACACAAGCUCCUUCUUAUUUACAACAAAAUGGUGUACAGAACUAUAUGAAAUAUGCAGAUGCUAAACUAAAAGAAGAAGAGAAAAGAGCACUACGAUAUUUAGAAACAAGACGUGAAUGUAACUCUGUAGAAGCACUAAUGGAGUGCUGCGUCAAUGCCCUGGUGACAUCUUUUAAAGAGACUAUUUUAGCUGAAUGCCAAGGCAUGAUCAAACGAAAUGAAACAGAAAAGUUGCAUUUAAUGUUUUCAUUGAUGGAUAAAGUUCCGAAUGGCAUAGAGCCCAUGCUAAAAGACUUGGAAGAACAUAUUGUUAGUGCUGGACUUGCAGAUAUGGUAGCAGCUGCUGAAACAAUUACUACUGAUUCUGAGAAAUACGUAGAGCAAUUGCUCACAUUAUUUAAUCGAUUUAGUAAAUUGGUUAAAGAAGCUUUUCAAGAUGAUCCAAGAUUUCUUACUGCAAGAGAUAAGGCAUACAAAGCAGUUGUGAAUGAUGCUACAAUAUUUAAACUUGAAUUGCCAUUGAAGCAAAAAGGUGUUGGAUUGAAAACACAGCCUGAAUCCAAAUGCCCUGAGCUGCUUGCUAAUUACUGUGACAUGUUGCUAAGAAAAACACCACUAAGCAAAAAACUAACCUCUGAAGAAAUUGAAGCGAAGCUUAAAGAAGUGCUUUUGGUACUUAAAUAUGUACAGAAUAAAGAUGUUUUCAUGCGAUACCACAAAGCUCACUUAACAAGACGCCUGAUAUUAGAUAUAUCAGCUGAUAGUGAAAUUGAAGAGAAUAUGGUGGAAUGGCUCAGAGAAGUAGGAAUGCCGGCAGACUAUGUAAACAAGCUGGCUAGAAUGUUCCAGGAUAUCAAAGUAUCUGAAGACUUGAACCAGGCCUUCAAAGAAAUGCACAAAAAUAAUAAACUUGCUUUACCAGCUGACUCUGUGAAUAUUAAAAUUUUAAAUGCUGGUGCCUGGUCCCGAAGUUCUGAAAAAGUGUUUGUCUCGCUGCCCACGGAAUUGGAAGAUCUCAUCCCAGAAGUUGAAGAAUUUUAUAAAAAGAAUCACAGCGGUAGGAAACUGCAUUGGCACCACCUCAUGUCUAAUGGAAUUAUAACAUUUAAGAAUGAGGUUGGCCAGUAUGACUUGGAGGUAACAACAUUUCAGCUAGCUGUGCUGUUUGCAUGGAACCAAAGACCCAGAGAGAAGAUCAGCUUUGAAAAUCUUAAACUGGCAACUGAACUCCCUGAUGCAGAACUUAGGAGGACUUUAUGGUCUCUUGUAGCAUUUCCAAAGCUGAAACGUCAGGUUUUAUUGUAUGAACCUCAAGUCAAUUCACCCAAAGACUUUACAGAAGGAACCCUCUUCUCGGUGAACCAGGAGUUCAGUUUAAUAAAAAACGCUAAAGUUCAGAAAAGGGGCAAGAUAAAUUUGAUUGGUCGAUUACAACUUACUACAGAGAGAAUGCGGGAAGAGGAAAAUGAAGGAAUAGUCCAGCUAAGAAUAUUGCGAACCCAGGAGGCUAUCAUCCAAAUAAUGAAGAUGCGGAAGAAAAUUACUAAUGCCCAGCUUCAGACUGAACUGGUAGAAAUAUUGAAAAACAUGUUCUUGCCACAAAAGAAAAUGAUAAAAGAGCAAAUUGAGUGGCUUAUAGAGCACAAGUAUAUCAGAAGAGAUGAGUCGGAUAUCAACACCUUCAUAUAUAUGGCAUAAUUUGAGGACUUUGCAGGAUGUUGAGAACAUAAAUGGAAGGGUGCUUGGACAGACAGCUGCAACAGUUUGUGCUCCAGAAGGACUUGUUUUGACUUUCGUUACGUAUUAAAAUCCCUGCCUUACCUUACAGAGGACUCUAUUUUGCCAAUCUCUUUCAGCUAGCAUGAUGGCAUUCCCUUCAUGUUGCACACUUUUAACAGCAUGCUGUUUUGUGGGAAACUUGCAUUCAUGAAGAGCCCAUUGUGAACUUUUUAAAGUAGAUUUGAUUUACACACACCAGGAAGAAUACAGGUUUGGGUUUUUAGAUGACCAGUACUUGCACAAGGAGAAAAUAUUCAAAUAUUCAUGCACUGAGGAACUGCUAUUAGUUUUGUUUGGGGUUUGGGGUUUUUUUUGGUUUGUUUGUUUCUUUUUUUUUAAUGCAAUUAGGACUAGAAGUAGCACUUUCACUUUUGUGUUUUGGAUCAACGGAGUAAUGUACUGUCCACCUUUUGAUCCUUUAUAUGUAAUAACAUUUGAGAGACACAAACACAUCACAACUGAUACGCAUUUGUUACAGUUAAAACCUGUUGGCUAGAGCAGUGCUUCAAUCUAGUAACUGGAUGUUAAUAAUUGACAAAUAAGUGACAUAAAAAUAAUUCCAAGUCAUGGGUGAUAUUUUUCCUUAAGCAGGAGAUCAUUGUUUUUAAAUUGUUUGCUGUAAACAAGUGGAUAUACAUUAUUUGUUACCUUAUUUGGACAGCCGAUUUGCUACAAUCCUUUUUGAGAAGGUAAAGCUUUCUUGAAUGAUACUUCACUUCAAAGGCAGUUUUCGUGGGUGGGCCUGUUAUACUGAACAGAAAUAUUAAGUGUAUUUCCUUGUACAUUUAAUAUUUGUAUUCCAAAUAUUUAAGUAUGACUAUAUAUAUCUGAAUGCAUUAAAAAUAAUUGAUGCACAAUUACCCCCCAAAAGAAAAUAACACUUGAAGAUCCCUGUACUAAUUCCUUAUUGGUAAAUUUACAGAUACAUGCAAGGCUAAUCCAAUUUGACUGGUUUAUUCCUUAGAAUCAUCUUUCUAUGAAAAACCCUCUGCUUUUUAUUUUGAAACUGGCAGGGUAGAAAAUAGAUUUCUAAUGAAAUGGUAAAAAGCUAAGGAAAAAUACCUUGUUUAGUGUAUGCAGAGAGAGUGCCAAAUACACAUCAGGAAUUUCAACUUUUUAAUGUUACCUCUUCUGUUUUCAAUCAUCUGAAGUAGUUGUUUGGCACUGCCUGCCUCUCUGCUAUUCUGAAAGUUCCCAGCAUGUACUGGACUGAUAACAUGAAUCACUGGAGCAGAGUGCCUCUCUUGGGACAAAAGGUAAGUUGCACUUUACUCUUCUGUAUAUUCUUCUAUAAACCGCAACUGUGUGAAUAUUGUUAAUUAACCAGUUCAAGUACAGCUUCUAAAGGUCUUACUGUCCUUGAUGAUUGAAAGGGGGAAGAGGAUAUAAUUAACGUUAAUCAAAAAAGAAAACCUUCCAGUAAGUAAGAGGAGGACUUUUGCUUUCACAUGGUUGCAGUAAAGUUUACAGUAAGAGUGGUUUAAAAGCAAACUACAAGAAUGGCUGUUUGCACCCUUAAACAAGGCUGCAUGCUGUUACUCGUGUAAAUGCCAGUGUGGCUACCUGAGAACAGUGUGUACUUGGACAUUUGAGUAGGAAAUUUUUGGUAGUGAGGGUUUCAUGACCAAGAGAUGGAGGGAAAUUGAGACCUGGCUGGUUACAAUUGAUUGAAAUCCCACAGCUUAUGUUACAUGCUUUUGUUGAUACUCGAAAGUGGAUGCUGUUUAAAAGUAAUCUUUUCUGUUGGCCCUGUGGUGUUGCAGUUCAGAACCAAAAGCAAGUGAUGCUCCAUGUAGUUAACCAGUAAAACUAUUUGAACAUUAAAACCCAAAUUCUAAUAAAAUUUGUACUGCAAGACGUUCAGUCUUUGUAACUUAAAAGUAGUAAGUGCUCACUUGGGAUAAUUGGGGGGAAACAUGACAGUCUGAGCGCACUCGUCAACAUUAAAAAAUUCCAGCCCGUAACCAUAGAAAAGCAGGUGUGAAAUUGUCUUGCAGAAGGAGCUGCAAAGGGGGUAAUGCUGAUUUUGAAGCCAUUGAUUUAGAUUUGAGGGAGAAGUUUAAAAGACUGCAUCUCAUACUCUGGCUUCCUAAACAGUUGUGUAUGCAGAAAGCGGUUGCUCAAAGCUAAGGAGCUACACGUUCCCUCAACUAAUAAAUAUAAAAUAAUACAACCUAAAUGUUACCUAUAUAUUUCUCAACACCUGGGAUGCAGAAAUGGAAUUGGUAAUGUGCCUAAGACAUGGUCAUUUUUCUUUAAAUAUGUACCGGAAAUGGAUGUUGGGUUUUUUAUUAAAUCUGAGACUCACACCAGCAAAUCUGUUAAAGAUUCAGAAUCACAUUUAGCGUCCUUCAUCAGGUCAUUUUCACCAAUAUGCACUUAAAACUAGUAUCACCUGGGGCACAGGGAGAUAUCUGGGGUGAACUGUUCUUUUGGGGAGGGUAGAGUUCAUAUCUAAAUGAAAAUGAACUAUUCUUCACUUGCAAUAUGGCAACAACGCACUUUUAAGGCUGCAAUUUUUAGCUAUGAAUAUGUAUGUCCAAAGACCUAGCUUAAAGAGGUGCUGCAUCUGAAAAACAUGUUGCCACACACACUGCCACGGUGAAUAGCUCUGGAAUGAAAUCUGGUGUAGAAGAGGGGGGG